AUGUGGCUUCCUGACAUUGUCUCUUCCUUGCAAAGUGCUUAUGUCCUAGGUAGAUUGAUCUCUGAUAAUACCCUGGUGGCAAACGAAGCAGCACACUUUAUGCACAAACUCAGGUAUCAGGAGGAGGGUUUCUUCUCUUUAAAACUGGAUAUUAGUAAAGCAUAUGACAGACUUGAGUGGUCGUUUAUCUCUGCUAUGUUAACAAAGCUAGGUUUUGAUCCUAGUUGGAUUCAGAUCAUUAUGAAGUGUGUUACAUCUGUUGCUUAUUCUAUCCUGCUUUAUGGGGAGCCAUCUCCCAGGAUUGCACCUACUCAAUGUAUCAGACAGGGUGAUCCACUUUCACCCUAUCUGUUUAUUUUAUGUAGUGAAGGAUUGUCACCACUUAUCUCGCAGGCAGUCCAGCAUCAGGUCAUUCAAGGACUUAAAAUGUGCCCUCAGGCCCCUACCCUUCACCAUCUUUUCUUUCCAGAUGACAGUAUACUCUUUGGCUUUGCUACUAUGGCAAAGUGUAUGCAUUACAAAAGAAUCCAUGAUAUCUAUGAAAAUGCUUCAGGCCAGAAAGAGCAUGAUAAGUAUCUGGGACUACCUAUGAAAGUAGGAAGGUCCAAGUCUGCUAUUUUUGCGUACAUAAAGGAGAAACUCACAAAGAAACUAGUGAAUUGGAAGGCAAAAAUCCUAAGUGCAGUUGGAAAGGAAAUCCUCAUCAAAGCAAUGGCCCAAACCAUGCCAUUUUGGGAGAGAUUAUGCCUAACAAAAGAUGAAGGAGGAAUGGGUUUUAAAAAUGUGUUUGCUUACAACCUGGCCAUGCUAGCUAAACAAGGGUGGAGGCUGCUUACUAACCCAAACUCAUUGAUUGCACGACUUUAUAAAGCCAGGUACUAUCCAAAUAAUUCCUUUUGGGAGGCAGAGUUGGGUGAUUCACCAUCAUUUUCGUGGAGAAGCAUUCUCCAAGGAAGGCCGGUACUAAAAGCAGGAGUUCAAUGGUGUAUUGGUGAUGGGACACAAGUUAACAUUUGGAACGAUCGUUGGAUUCCAGACUGUCAACAAUACUUGCUCCACAAACCAUCUGAUUGUGUUUUUGAACUUGUUUCAGACUUGAUUGAUCAUGGUACAAGAACAUGGAUGUCGGCUGCAGUUUACACUAUAUUCCCACCCGACAUUGCUCAGAAGGUUGUUUGCAUCCCUGUUGGAUCAUAA
Molecule: messenger RNA, 1197 nt
Organism: Rosa rugosa (rugosa rose)
Lineage: Eukaryota; Viridiplantae; Streptophyta; Magnoliopsida; Rosales; Rosaceae
Exons: 3
Coding region: 1-1197 (398 amino acids)
Source: RefSeq, a predicted model, not a curated record